Messenger RNA from Rosa chinensis, 669 nucleotides. RefSeq names its product probable sucrose-phosphate synthase. The record is from RefSeq and is a predicted model, not a curated record. The annotation marks the transcript as partial. Lineage: Eukaryota; Viridiplantae; Streptophyta; Magnoliopsida; Rosales; Rosaceae. The transcript is spliced from 4 exons.
AUGGCGGGAAAUGACUGGGUGAACAGUUACUUAGAGGCCAUUCUCGACGUCGGUCCCGGCCUCGACGAUGCCAAAUCUUCGUCCUCGCUGCUGCUCCGGGAACGAGGUCGUUUCAGUCCCACUCGUUACUUCGUCGAAGAGGUCAUCACUCGCUACGAUGAGACUGAUCUCCACCGCUCCUGGGUUCGAGUAUGUGCCGAAUCUAAUCUCGUCGUUAAUCUCGAUUUUACGCUGCGGCGACGGCGAGGAGUGCCGAGGAGAGGAACAGUUGGUGAUAUUUCAGCUCAUAAUAGUGAUAGCACUAGAGGAGGAAGAAUGCGUAGAAUCAAUUCUAUGGAUGUGAUGGCGAACUGGGCUGCUCAUCAAAAGGAAAAGAAAUUCUACAUUGUGUUAAUAAGCCUCCAUGGCUUGAUACGCGGUGAAAACAUGGAGCUUGGUCGUGAUUCUGAUACAGGUGGCCAGGUCAAGUAUGUUGUGGAACUUGCCAGGGCCUUGGGUUCAAUGCCUGGAGUUUAUCGCGUUGAUUUACUAACAAGACAAGUUUCAUCUCCAGAUGUGGAUUGGAGUUAUGGGGAACCAACUGAAAUGUUGAAUCCAGUAAACUCUGAGAAUCCACAAGAGGAGCUUGGGGAGAGUACUGGGGCUUAUAUAGUGCGUAUACCAUUUGUG